AGAUUCACUAAACACAGUGAACUCUACAACACAGAGAUCCAGCCAUGUCUCCUACAGUCACUUCAGCAAGAACCUGCUCUGAGGAACACCUGACUCUCACCAACAAGCUUAGAAAGCCACAGGUGGAGAAGUUACGUAGAGAUCGUAUCAACAGCAGCAUUGAGCAGCUCAAGUCUCUCCUGGGUCCAGAACUCCUCAACCAGCCGCCUGACUCCAAGCUGGAGAAAGCUGACAUCCUGGAGAUGACAGUUUCUUUAUUGAGCCGUCUGCAGCCAAUCAGCUCCUCUUCAUGCUCUGCACCUACCAAUCAGGGUCACUCCAGGUGUGUCCAAGAGAUGGUGCACUUCCUGUCCAAGGAGGAGAUGGAGACAGAGUCCCAGAGAAGACUGCUGAGCCACUUCCAGAGCCAGCAGUCAUCCUCUGAUAAGAACAACAGGGAGACUGACCUGCCUAAGCUGAGCUCCCCAGCCCAGCACAGCAUCAGGAAAGAGAAGAGUCCAGUCAACAGCGCCCCCUGGAGGCCCUGGUAGAGACCUACAGACUGCAGCUCUACUCCCAGACAUGUACAUGUUGGUCAGAGAUUAACAUUACCAACAACAUUAUUGACAAGUGAAGAUGUUCUAUAUGAAUGGAAAGAUUGCUGAUUUUGUCAUAGAUCAUUACGAUAUGAAGCUUUUAUGGUUCUUUGUAAGGACAUUUACCCAAACUGGGCAUUAUUGAUUAAAUCUCUUU
Molecule: messenger RNA, 732 nt
Organism: Hypomesus transpacificus
Lineage: Eukaryota; Metazoa; Chordata; Actinopteri; Osmeriformes; Osmeridae
Product: transcription factor HES-5-like
Exons: 2
Coding region: 45-530 (161 amino acids)
Biological process (GO): regulation of neurogenesis; regulation of transcription by RNA polymerase II; anterior/posterior pattern specification
Cellular component (GO): nucleus
Molecular function (GO): DNA-binding transcription factor activity, RNA polymerase II-specific; protein dimerization activity; RNA polymerase II cis-regulatory region sequence-specific DNA binding
Source: RefSeq, a predicted model, not a curated record